This is a messenger RNA of Papaver somniferum (opium poppy), 2068 nucleotides long. RefSeq names its product laccase-17-like. NCBI's taxonomy places the organism in Eukaryota, Viridiplantae, Streptophyta, Magnoliopsida, Ranunculales, Papaveraceae. Gene Ontology annotation, biological process: lignin catabolic process. The record is from RefSeq and is a predicted model, not a curated record. The transcript has 5 exons. Gene Ontology annotation, molecular function: copper ion binding; hydroquinone:oxygen oxidoreductase activity. Bases 77 to 1855 code for a protein of 592 amino acids. Gene Ontology annotation, cellular component: apoplast.
AUCACUCAACAUCCACUACACCUUCUUGUCUUCUCUUUUUUUCAUUUCAUUUGUUCUCAUCAAGAGAGAGAGAGAGAUGGGUUCUUCUUCUUUUCCAACACCAUUACCUUCUCCCGGAGUUUAUUUCCUCUUAGCACUAUGUAUAACUUUGCAUUUAGCGUCAGUUGUAGCUGCGGACAACAACACUAUUGCAACAGGAGGAAAAACAAGGCACUACACGUUUAAUAUUCAAAUGCAAAAGGUGACACGACUAUGCCAUACGAGGAGUAUCGUGACAGUGAACGGACAAUUUCCAGGACCUCGGAUCUUCGCCAGGGAAGGAGACAGGGUAGUUGUUAAGGUGGUUAACCAUGUCCAGAACAAUAUCACCAUCCAUUGGCAUGGAAUCAGACAACUAAGGAGUGGAUGGUAUGAUGGACCUGCAUAUGUAGCCCAAUGCCCUAUACAAACCGGACAGAGUUAUGUCUACAAUUUCACCAUAACAGGGCAAAGAGGAACUCUAUGGUGGCAUGCUCAUAUUUCUUGGCUCAGAUCUACCCUUUACGGACCAAUCAUCAUCCUCCCUAAGCGAAAUGUACCUUACCCAUUCGUUAAACCGUACAAGGAAGUUCCUGUCAUUCUGGGAGAGUGGUUUAAUGUAGACACUGAAGCAAUCAUCAGCCAAGCUCUUCAAACUGGAGGAGGCCCAAAUGUUUCUGAUGCUUAUACUAUCAACGGACUUCCAGGGCCCUUGUACAAUUGCUCCGCCAAAGAUACAUUCAAUCUGAAGGUGAAGCCCGGGAAAACAUACCUUCUCCGUUUAAUCAAUGCUGCACUUAAUGACGAGCUCUUCUUCAGCAUUGCGAAUCACACACUUACGGUAGUCGAUGCUGAUGCUGUUUACAUUAAGCCUUUUGAAACCGACACCAUUCUUCUCACACCUGGACAAACCAGCAAUGUUCUUCUCAAAACCAAACAUUUCCAUCCUCAUGCUUCAUUUGUUAUGGCUGCAAGACCUUAUGUUACUGGCCAAGGCACUUUCGACAACUCCACCACCACAGGAAUCCUCGAAUACGAAUCUCCCUCUUUGUUCAAUUUUAGGACAAAGAAAUCAAAGACCAAACUCUUUAAACCUACUCUUCCCCCUCUAAAUGACACUUCCCGUGCCUUCAGUUUCGCGAAGAGGUUCCGCAGCUUAGCAUCAGAGCAAUACCCCGCGAACGUCCCCAAAAAUAUUGACAAACACUUCUUUUUCACUGUGGGUCUCGGAACAAACCCAUGCCCACAAAACCAUACAUGUCAAGGACCAAAUGGAUCCAUGUUUUCAGCUUCAGUGAAUAAUGUCUCAUUUGCUCUUCCAACCACAGCAUUACUUCAGGCUCAUUUUACAGGGCAGUCAAACGGUGUUUACAGCCCCUUCUUUCCGAGUUACCCAAUCCAUCCAUUUAGCUACACCGGAAAUCCACCAAACAACACAAAUGUGAUCAGUAACACAACUCAUUUGGUGGUACUUCCAUUCAACACCAACGUGGAGUUAAUCCUGCAGGACACUAGUAUUCUGGGUGCAGAAAGUCACCCACUCCAUCUCCAUGGGUAUAACUUCUUUGUCGUGGGGCAAGGAUUUGGAAACUAUGAUGCGGUUAACGACCCUGCUAAAUUUAAUCUCAUUGACCCAGUUGAGAGGAACACUGUUGGAGUUCCAUCUGGUGGUUGGGUUGCUAUUCGCUUCCGCGCUGACAAUCCAGGUGUAUGGUUCAUGCAUUGCCAUUUGGAAAUUCACACAAGUUGGGGUUUGAAGAUGGCAUGGCUAGUCUUGGAUGGAAAACUCCCUAAUCAGAAGCUUAUACCUCCACCGGCAGAUCUACCCAAAUGCUGACCUUACUUCUUUGGCUGAUUGUUUGGUUUUUGUGUUCCUGGCUUUUGUUUUGUUUUGUUUUUCCUAUGUGAUUUGAUUAUUCCCGGCCUCAAUUUGGAAAACAGAGAGAAUUUGAGUUCAUCUCAUUUAAGGUUUUUGUAAUAUUUUUUGAGGGAAUACUUACCUGUUUAAUAAUAAUUAUUAUCAAUGAAUAAAUUUUUUGAGUUCAACAAA